Endocarpon pusillum Z07020 is the source of this 1848-nucleotide messenger RNA. RefSeq lists its product as uncharacterized. Bases 1 to 1848 code for a protein of 615 amino acids. Lineage: Eukaryota; Fungi; Ascomycota; Eurotiomycetes; Verrucariales; Verrucariaceae. The record is from RefSeq and is a predicted model, not a curated record. The transcript has 3 exons.
AUGAUCUCCUCCAUUGCUAGUAUCACAUUACUGCUCUUGGCCGCUCAGGCCCAGGCCCAGGCGUAUUCCAAGCCAAGGAUUCAACUGCCUUGGGGAUCGUAUGAAGCAACCACUUCUAAUACCGAGGCUGGUUACCAUGUCUUCCAGAACGUGCGGUUUGGCAAAUCGCCCACGGGGCCCGGCCGCUUCAAUCUUCCAAGCUUCCCAGACCCCGUUCGCAAUCCUAUGCAAAUCCGGCACGAGGAAGGCCAUACCUGUUUUCAGGUAGAUACAUUCAACAAUCAUUGCGAAGGAGCCGCGCAGACGUCUCCAAAAUCAUCACCGGCACCUCUUCUUGGGAGAUCGGUCAGUCCAGUUACCGAGGGCGAGGAUUGCCUAUUUCUAGACAUUUACGUACCCGAUGGCUUCAAGCCUGGGGUACCAGAUAUCCCUGUCAUUGUUUGGUUUUAUGGAGGUGGAUUCAUGUUUGGCACAAAAGAUCAAGACGCAUACUGGGGCCUCCCAGACCAUCUUCUCUACAGCGGCGACGGGUUUAUGGCUGCGGCCAAGUCAAUCAACCAGAAGGCCAUCUAUGUGGUAGGUAAUUACAGGCUGGGAGCUUUUGGCUGGCUUGCGGGUAAAACCAUGGAGCACCACGCUACGCAACACAACGCGGUGCCAAAUGCCGGACUAUAUGAUCAACGAUUAGUUCUCCAGUUCGUCCAGCAGUAUAUCCACUUGUUGGGUGGUGACAAGAACAGCGUCAGUGUCUGGGCCGAGUCUGCAGGUGCCGGCUCCGUCCUACACCAUCUCGUUGCCGACUGGUCCCAGACACCGGGACCUUCUGAUCCCCUGUUCAAGAGAGUAUUUCUUCAGAGUCCGAGCUAUCAAUGGCAGUGGGAUAACUCCGCAGACGGGGUGCUGGAAGCUACGUACAACAACUUCACCAAGUUGGCAGAAUGCUCGGAUCUUACCUGCUUGCAACAGAAGCCCGCGGAAGACUUGGCAAAGGCCAACCGAGAGCUCUACGACAUAACGAAAUGUACCGGGAAGAAAUACACCGUCGCUGCCGUUGACGGUAAACUGAUCAAGGAGCUCCCCAUAGUCACAUUUUCACAAGGUUUCGCGAAUCCUUACGUCGAUUCUCUUAUAGUCUCCCAUGUUCAGGACGAAAGCAUCGGCAUGGCCCCAGACUACGUUAAAGACGAAGCCGGAUUCCAACAGUUCCUGGAGAUUACAUUCCCAGGACCGAGCAUGGAGUCCGCCCGACAGGACAUUACUUCGCAGUACUCCGGCAUCACCGACCCCUACAAGCGCGCCGCCAUCGCCGUCCGCGACUUCUCCUUCACCUGCAACUGCCGCCAGCUUUUAGACGUCUACAACGCCAUCUCAAAACCCGUCUACUUGAUGUCGUACCGCUUCGCCGAAGAGUUCGGCAUCGCCGUCCACACCUCCGACCUCAUCCCCUUGUUCUGGAAGCCCGGUGUCGCCUUCUCCGAAUUCUCCAAGGAAUUUGCCCUCUACGACCACGUCGAUGCUGCCGAGAUGCGUAUCAUCGACGCCAUGUUCCCGGCCUUCGCCAAGGCUUAUCAGAACUACAUCAUCUCGCAUGCCGUUUCAGGAAAUCCCAAUAAGUACAAAGUCGACAGCACCAAGCUGGAUUGGCCCGCUGCCGUGUUCGGCGAUACCAUCUCGGAUGUUCUGUCGAUGAAUCGCAAGUCUUGGUACCUCACCACCGACGACCAGGACACAGCUGAGAUUUGCGACUUCUGGGCCAAGCUGGCAACGGAGCAUACGGUGAAUGUGGCAGGGCAGAAGGCGGAUGAAAACCGCUUUGUCGUCCAGCAGGCUCCAGUGGUGGAUCUGUAG